GGCGCGCUCCCGUCCCCACGCUGAGGAUUUGUGCGCUGCCCACCGCCCCCUUGUGAGGCAUUGAAACAAGAAGGAAACUACAACUUCCGGCAUGCAACGCGCAGCGGCCCUAGGCGAUAGGCGGUGGCGGACUGGCCGCGGUGCGUGCUGGGAGUUGUAGUUCCCGGUUCUGUAUUGUCUCUCCUCUCGCUGGUCGGGAACCCGCCGCCACCCCUGCCGGGUGAGUGACUGACAGCUCCCUGCAGCCAGUGGCCGAGGUGCUGGGUGGUGGAGACAAGCGCCCGUCGCCCCGGUGACCGGUGGCGAGUUGGUGACUCGGUGAGGAGCUGGAGUCCUGAGGGACGGAGGACUUCUGCAGAUGAAGGAACUGGGAUGCCAGGAAAGCACCUAAGUGAAACAUGAAUAAGAAUUGCACUAAUUAAGGGCUCCUCCUGUUCCAGAGAUUAACCAAAAUGUAUAGACCAGGGGAAACAGUGAAAUGUCGACUCAAUAUGCAUGCUCCUCCUCGGAUAAGAAGUGUGGAAGUUGCAAGAGGAAGAGCUGGCUAUGGGUUCACCCUUUCUGGACAAGCUCCCUGUGUUCUUAGCUGCGUUAUGAAAGGAAGUCCUGCAGAUUAUGUGGGACUUAAAGCAGGAGAUCAAAUAUUUGCAAUUAAUGAAAUUAAUGUAAAACAAGCUUCUCAUGAAGAUGUGGUGAAACUAAUAGGAAAAUGUUCUGGAGUCCUGCACAUGGUCAUUGCUGAAGGCAACAGUCAUAUUGACUCAUGUUCUAGUGAUGAAGAAGUUGGUUUUUAUGAUGGGAAAGGGUGGCUGAAGCCAAAGCCUGACUCUAAAGCCUUGGGUAUAAAUAGAGCGGAGAAGGUUGUUGAAGAAAUGCAGUCUGGUGGAAUUUUCAACAUGAUAUUUGAAAAUCCUAGUUUUUGUGCUGGUAAUGCAGAGAAUUCAGUACCAAAACAAAGAUCCCUUUCUGAGUCUGCUGCUACUAAAUUUGAAACUGGACAUGAAAGUAUAAAUAACAAUCCUAAUCUACUUUCAAAGGAAGAAAUAUCCAAAGUGUUGCAUGAUGAUGCAGUUUUUCAAAUUGGACUGGAAAAUCCAGAAAACUUUGGGUUAGAUGCAAGUAUUUUAAAUGUUGCUAUGGUGGUAGGUUACCUAGGCUCGAUUGAACUUCCUUCAACAAGCUCAAAUCUGGAAAAUGACAGUUUGCAGGCUAUUCGGGGAUGUAUGAGACGCCUUCGGGCAGAACAGAAAAUCCAUUCAUUAGUGAUGAUGAAGAUUAUGCAUGACUGUAUUCAGCUCUGCAGUGACAAGUCUGGUGUAGUGGCAGAAUAUCCUGCAGAGAAACUGGCAUUUAGUGCUGUGUGCCCUGAUGAUAGAAGAUUUUUUGGGCUAGUUACCAUGCAGACAAAUGAUGAUGCAAGCUUGGCUCAGGAAGAUGAAGGGGUUCUGAGGACAUCUUGUCACGUGUUCAUGGUGGAUCCAGAAUUAUUUCAUCAUAAAAUUCACCAAGGUAUAGCAAGACGUUUUGGACUGGAGUGUACGGCAGAUCCAGACACAAAUGGCUGUUUAGAAUUUCCAACGUCAUCUUUACCUGUCCUUCAAUUUAUCUCUGUCCUCUAUAGGGAUAUGGGUGAGCUGAUUGAGGGAAUGCGCGCAAGAGCUUUUCUUGAUGGCGAUGCAGAUGCUCAUCAGAAUAACAGUACAAGCAGCAACAGUGAUAGUGGUAUUGGAAAUUUUAACCAAGAAGAAAAAAGCAAUAGAGUUUUGGUGGUUGAUUUAGGAGGCAAUCCAAGUAAACAUAUUCCUAAUAGUAUAUGGGAAAAUCCAGUUGGAAGGGGACAGAAUCAACAUGCUUCCCAUUGGAAUGGCUUCUGUCAAGAACAAGAGGGAAACACUCAUUUAGAAAUAAUUCAGAAUGACAAAUCACAAAAUUUAAGUAAGCACUUAAGUCCUUCAGCUCGUAUUGAAGUUCCACUAGUUUCUUCUCGAAGUUCAGUGCCGCCAUCCAAGAAAAGUAUUGUAGGCAUAGGCAAUCAGAGAUGGUUGCCUGUUCAUGUCUUACAAGAAUGGCAACAUGGAAAUGCCAGUGACCAGGAGUCUUAUACGGAUUCUACAGAUGGCUGGUCAAGUAUUAACUGUGGUACUCUUCCCCCUCCAAUGAAUAAGAUUCCAGCUGACAGAUAUAGAGUUGAUGGCAGCUUUGGUCAGCCCCAAUUAACAUCCUAUAAAAAUGAAUGGUCUAAGAAUGUAUUUUGCACGCACAAGAAGUUUGGCCCUCAACACAAUAUUAGAAAGUCUAAAGAAGCUAAAAAGGGUGCCAAAUUUGGACAUCCAGUUGGAUUAGCCCUGGCUCCCCAACGUUCGUCUGUUCGGAGAUCAUUUGGAAGAUCUAAGCGAUUUAGCAUUACUCGUUCACUGGAUGAUCUUGAGUCUGCAACUGUGUCUGAUGGAGAGCUAAACAGCAGUGAUUUAAAAGACUGUAUCAGUGAUAAUAGCCUCAGUAGCAAUGCUAGUCUUCCCAGUGUACAGAGCUGUCGACGACUCCGAGAAAGAAGAGUUGCAAGCUGGGCCGUUUCAUUUGAACGUCUUCUUCAGGAUCCUGUUGGCGUUAGAUUUUUCUCUGAAUUUCUACGGAAAGAAUUUAGUGAAGAAAAUAUUUUAUUCUGGCAGGCCUGUGAAUAUUUUAACCAUGUACCUGCACAUGACAAAAAAGAGCUUUCUUACAGAGCUCGGGAGAUCUUCAGCAAGUUUUUGUGUAGCAAAGCUACAACCCCAGUUAAUAUUGAUAGCCAGGCACAGUUGGCAGAUGAUAUUCUCAGUGCUCCACAUCCAGAUAUGUUCAAAGAACAGCAGCUUCAGAUUUUUAAUCUGAUGAAGUUUGAUAGCUAUACUCGCUUUCUGAAAUCCCCGCUUUACCAAGAAUGCAUUCUGGCUGAAGUAGAAGGUCGCCCUCUUCCUGAUCCACAGCGUGUUCCCAGCAGCCCCACAUCUAAACAUAGUAUCAACUCAGAGCGGUCCCAUAUCUCAACACCAAAAAAGUUAAUUGGAAAAUCAAAGUCAGGAAGGUCCUUAAAUGAAGAAUCUGGAGAGGAAGAUGCUGAGAAGAAAAAAAAGGGGACAUUUUUCUCCUGGUCAAGAAGUAAGAGUGUGGGGAGAUCGCAGAAAAAAAAGGAAAAUGAUGACUACCAAAAUGAUUUUAUGCAUACCAAUGGACUAUUUUGCAGACGUGAAUCACAAGGCUCCAUGUCAUCAGCUGCAAGUCUUGAACUGUCUGAUGCCUCUCGGUUAUCUGCAUCUGUACCUGAUAAAGAGAAAUCCUCAAAAUACUGCUGUAUAAACCUUCCAGAUGGCUCAUCCUGUAAAAUGGUUGUUAAAUCAGGAUUCUCAGUCAAAGAGAUGUUAUCUGGGCUCUGUGAGAAACAUGGCAUUAACAUAGCUGCAGUAGACCUUUUUUUAGUUGGAGGAGACAAGCCACUUGUAUUGCAUCAAGACAGUAGCAUCUUGGAUUCUCGGGAUCUACGUUUAGAAAAACGUACUUUAUUUCGGCUGGAUCUUGUUCCAAUCAAUAGAUCAGUUGGUUUGAAGGCUAAACCCACUAAGCCAGUAACAGAAGUUCUACGGCCUGUGGUUGCAAAAUAUGGCUUAAAUCUUAAUGAACUUGUGGCAAAACUAAAUGGUGAGCAGGAACCACUAGAUCUUGGUGUCCCAAUAUCUAAUCUGGAUGGUCAACGAGUUGUAUUAUAUGAAAAAGAGCCAACAAAGGGAAGAGUGUUCACAGACAGACAAAAAGGCGCCCCAGUAAAACAAAGUACAGUUGUAACUUCCACUUCCAGAAAUCAAGCAUCUACAGGAGAGGGAAGAACUCUAGGAAAGUCUAAUUCUAUUAAAAUAAAAGGCGAAAAUGGAAAAAAUGCUAGGGAUGCUCGGCUAUCAAAGAGAGAAGAAUCUCUUGCAAAGAUUGGGGAAAAAAAAUAUCAGAAAAUUAAUUUGGACGAAGCAGAGGAGUUUUUUGAACUCAUAUCCAAAGCUCAAAGUAACAGAGCAGAUGACCAACGUGGGCUGCUAAGGAAAGAAGACCUUGUUCUACCUGAUUUUCUUCGUUUACCUCCCAGUGGACCAGAACCACCCUCAUCUACACCAGUGAGCUCUAAAGGCCUCAGCAAGAGAAUUGCAAAAGAUGAUGGCAAGGAUAAAUGUACGCAGCCAAGUGGAAAACUGGAGACUACACAAAACUGUAAUGAAAAUUCAAUUAAGAAAACAGGUCAUUCAGAAAAUAAACAUAAGUCUGUUUUGACAACGCUCAACAGUCAGAAGACUUACAAUGUUCCUUUUAGUGCCCCAUUGUCUCCAAUUCCACAUGUACAGGAAAACAAUAUGACAAUAUGGAAAAGGCAAUCAGGAGAAUUACAGGCUGAAGGCAUACAGACUAUAGAUGAUGAAAAUGUAGCAGACUUGACUCUUGUGGCUGAAGGAGAUAUUAGUAGCCCUAACAGCACCUUACUGCCGCCACCACCAACACCACUAUCAGACAUCAGUAAACUCACAGAAGCCAACUAUCCACCGCCAACUCCACUGGCAGGUAAUCAGGAAAAUUCUGGAUAUCAAAGAUCCAAUUCAGGUAUGAACCACAGAAAGAAAAAAGAUUCACCAGGGGCUGCAGGAAACUUCUGUGAGCAAAGCUCUCACAAAACAAAGACCAACAGAAGCCUUAAUCCUCCUGGUGGUAGGGAUAAUCUUCCCACUUCUGUAAACAGAAUAAUUGAUGUGGAUGGAGUUAAACUGGAAGACAGUGGCACACGAUCCUGUGAUGAUUCAGAAGGGAACCUCAGCUUCGAAGGCUGUAUCUCUGAACUAAGAUCUUGCCAGGGGAGGAUGCGGACAGGAGUUUAUAGAACAUCAGACCUUCCCUCUCUGAUUACUGUCAAGAGUGAGAAAAACAAGGGUGCUAAGAAUCAAUACAAAGCUACUUUUGUUUAAAUCCCUAUUUUUAAUUAACAGCUUCAGCAUUUUUGCCUGGCAUCGUUAGCACUAGAGCUAUGCAUUAUGGGCAUGUUCCGGCAAGUCACUCAGUGCUUUCAAUUUCUAUUGGCUUCAAUGAGCGUUUAAAAUAGUCAGCACCUCCCAAGGUCAGACCUUGUAUGAAUUGGAA
This is a messenger RNA of Mauremys mutica (yellowpond turtle), 5148 nucleotides long. It is a transcript of the gene RGS12, whose product is annotated as regulator of G protein signaling 12. Lineage: Eukaryota; Metazoa; Chordata; Testudines; Geoemydidae. The coding region runs from base 453 to 4976 and encodes 1507 amino acids. Gene Ontology annotation, molecular function: GTPase activator activity; protein binding. The record is from RefSeq and is a predicted model, not a curated record. Gene Ontology annotation, biological process: signal transduction. The transcript is spliced from 18 exons.